UCUGGAUUAUAAUAUUGGAAUUCAUAUUUAGGAAAUGGAAGAAGGGUUUUUUACUGAAGAGGUUGACCAAGACAAGCUUAAGAUGCUGGUAGAGCUAGGUUGAGAUGAAGAGAAGUCUAAGUUAGCGAUGAUGAUCACAGGGAAUUCAGUCGAUUCGGCAGCGACUUUAGCAAUGGAGCUAGAUUUAGAGAGGCUUCUGGAGAUGGUACAGGAUGCCAGGGAAGGAGGACCUGGGGAUGAUGAUGAAGGGGAAGGUGCUGGAAUAGCACAAGUUGACCCAAAUGACCUCAUGGCAGCAUUUGAACACUCUUUACAAUGAAAAAUGAUUAUUAUUGUCAGAAAAGAUCUCGGCAUGAGUACAGGAAAAAUUGCAGCCCAAGUUGGACACGCAGUUCUUGGACUUUAUAAAGAAGCUAGUGUGGAAUAUCCUGAAAAAGUCGCUCAAUGGGAGAUGCUCUCAUGGCCUAAAAUUGUUCUUGAGGCUGAAAGUGAAGCUCAAAUGGAUGAACUAAGAGCAAAAGCAGAAGAAGCAAAUAUUUGACAUUUCCAAGUCCAAGAUGCUGGAAGAACUGAAGUAGAGCCCAACACAAAGACUGUUCUAGCACUUGGUCCUGAUCUUAAUAGCAAUAUUGAUCCAAUCACCGGGAGUCUGAAGCUUUUGAAAUAA
This is a messenger RNA of Moneuplotes crassus, 667 nucleotides long. The record is from the annotation of a GenBank genome assembly. NCBI's taxonomy places the organism in Eukaryota, Ciliophora, Spirotrichea, Euplotida, Euplotidae.